This is a messenger RNA of Phaedon cochleariae (mustard beetle), 654 nucleotides long. The record is from the annotation of a GenBank genome assembly. NCBI's taxonomy places the organism in Eukaryota, Metazoa, Arthropoda, Insecta, Coleoptera, Chrysomelidae.
AUGGCGUUACAAAGGAAACAAUUAACAGAAAUCCCUACUGAUGCUGUAGUCCUCAGUGAACUACAAGCAACAGACUAUCAAAUGAGGAUACUGAAUAACUGGACUCCCCAAUCAGAUAUAUUUGGUUAUAAGUAUGGAACAGCUCUUCUUGGAGCUGCCACAAUGUUCACAGGCAUGUUCAUCAACAAUUUCUUCCGGAUAAAAUUCAAACUUCUCAAAUAUGGAUGGAUAUCUUCAUAUCUACCUAUGUGUAUAGUUCCUAGUACCCUUUCAUGUUUAUAUCACCAGCAAUUUGUGUUGAGAGAUGUUGUGUUGAUGAAGCAUGAUCAGUGCCCCAUUUGUCUUCAAACUAGAGCAGCUGCAUUUCAAGCAUUCUUAGGAUGUGGGCUCCCAGUUUUAUUAGCACCAGUGACUUCACUUGCAUUGGUACAUAAGUACAACACAUAUAACAUGCCUUAUGUAACAAAGGAGCCUCUGAAAGUUUUCAAAGUAUUGCAAAGUAAAUUCACUCCCAUAAAAAAUACAUUGUUUUGGAUUUUUCUUGGCCAGGCAUUGUUAGGGAGCUUGGUGACUUAUUGGGAGACUGGAUCAGUCCAUAAGGUGUAUUCCAAGCUUUAUGCAAUAGAGAAACAAAUGGAAGAAGAACAGUUUUGA